Diachasma alloeum is the source of this 1099-nucleotide messenger RNA. RefSeq lists its product as uncharacterized. The coding region runs from base 103 to 603 and encodes 166 amino acids. The transcript has 4 exons. Lineage: Eukaryota; Metazoa; Arthropoda; Insecta; Hymenoptera; Braconidae. The record is from RefSeq and is a predicted model, not a curated record.
UAAUACUUGUGGAAUUUUUUAGUCAGUUCAGUGUGACUGCAGGAGUAGUGGAUAUCACGUCUUCUAGAGUUUAAAGUUUAUCAAAAAUUCGGAAAUUUCAAGAUGAUGAUUAUUUGGAUCUUAGCACUCUGCGCAUCUGUAUCUGCUAAAUCACAACCUUUCAAGGUGAAUGUAAAGUUGGAGAGCCUUCCCUAUGACGAUGCUAAAGACAAUGAUUACUUUAAAUUCGACCUGUUUGAUAUAGAAAUCCUGAAGGAUUUGGAUAAGGACAUAGGAGUGACGCUCGACUAUACCAUAUUUGAAAAUGGCGGCGGAAAAGUGGCGAGUGAAAGUCGCGUGAGACUAUGUCCGGACUACGAUGCUUAUGAGCAAGACGUCAAAGCCAUUGAAUUAUUCAAAGGCGCUUUGGACAUCCUGCAUGAGGAAUGUACAAUAACAAAGAGAACCGUUAGGCUAAAGCCAACAUUCGACACUGAUUUGGUAAUUGAAAAUCUUACGGGAUCACCGUGCGACAAAAUCUUCACCGCCAAUGUGGAAGUAUUCCCUCCAGGAUCAGCGAAGAAAAUCGUGAAGAUAAAAUAUCUCAUCACUCCUCAAUGCUGAGAGAUACGAGAGUCAAAGAGGGUUCAAACAAUUUGCAAAUUAAAAUUCCAUGAAUAUUAAAUGAGUCAUCAAAAUGUAUUACACUUCCGAAUAGUUUCUAGUUUUUCUUCAACUUGACAUUAGAACCUGUUUUGUACGGGCGUAUUGAUAUGGUAUCAACAAAUGUCGUGAAGUUAAUUGUUUGACGUACACUGUUUUGCGUACGAUCGUCAUGCGAUGAAAAGCCUUCAAGUGAACUAUCUAUUUUUUCCAAGUGGUUUUCUAUUGAUAUACGGGGAGAAAACAUAAGAAAAAAUUACGUGACAAAAUGUAAAAGUGAGGCGAAAUUCUCACUUGAAAAUUUUGUCCGGAAAAAUAAAUUUUCCCUCUUGAAUUCUCGAAAUUUUAUGGCUCGAAACGGAAUUUUUACGUUGUUGCCAUAACUUUUUUUCUCUGUGUAGAAGUUGUAUCGCGUAUUCUUAAAAUGUAAUAAAUCAUUUAAUAGGUGUUCAGGCUA